Messenger RNA from Oryctolagus cuniculus (rabbit), 2908 nucleotides. NCBI's taxonomy places the organism in Eukaryota, Metazoa, Chordata, Mammalia, Lagomorpha, Leporidae. The record is from RefSeq and is a predicted model, not a curated record.
AUGGUGACGGCCCGUGGGGAGUGUGCCUGCGCCUGGCGCUGUGACCGGAAGUGCACCCGCAGGCCCGGCGCUGACUGCCCCGCAGUGCUCCGCUCGGAGUCAGCGCCGCGGGUACGUUGCUCUUCUUUGGCCCCUUCUGGAAGCCACGGCCUUCGCGGACCUCUGACCCGGCAGCAGCCCGGGCUGCCGUUGGCGGUGAGUGACGCGCGGCUGUUGCGGUUACCCGCUGGGCGUCUUGGCUGCCCGCGUGCCUGUUGCUCUUGGAUCCCGAAGACGCGGGUGGGGUCACGGUCAUGCUGGGCAGAUGGUCUGGAAUGGUCCCCAGGGUGCGAGCUGCUGGGCGAGGGCAGAGGUGGCUCAGUCUCCUCCCGGAACGGCUCCUUGUUCCCGUCUGUUUGCUUUUUGAGGGCCCAGCCGCCCUGCUCCAGACGUCAGAGACUGUUGAUGGGAGGAAAGAGAGCGAAAUGUCCAGCGUCAUGGAGUUCUUCAUUGGAACGUGUGCUAAGCCCUGGCACUAAGAAUAAGGAGGUGAGCAACCAAGAACAACACUGCAGGAAGGGCCGGACUGCUGGUGUCGGGGAGUGGCAGUGGAUUCCACAGGACCCUCAGGGAGCCUGGAUGUUUGAUGUCUACAGAAAGGCUGCUGGGCGUGUGAAUUCCAUACGAAGCGUGUGUACAUCUCCCCAUGUGGGCAUCCCAGUGUUUGGAGGGGAGUCGAUGUCUCUCUUUUUUCCUUGUCAUUGUUUGAACGCAACAGGAUACAAAUUCACAAGGAACCCUCAGAAGAAGGUUAGCAGCGUGUACCCAUUUCCUGUUAAGGAGGCUGUAGGAAAGGAGUUUGGGAAAGUGUGUGUGCAUGUGUGUGUGUGUGUGUGUGUGUCCUGGGCCUGUGGCCCAAUGAUCCACAGCUUGCUUCAUGAUGCCAGUUUUAUGCCUGCCUACCCAAAUCGUGUAGACACAAAAGAAACCCCCAGGGCCAUGGGAACCCUGCACUACCCCCAGACCAGCCCCUUUCUGGGAUAAGGGAUGCCAUGCAAUGUGAGAUUGUGGAAAGUCAGUUUCCAGAUGCUCUCCCCUGAGGUCAUUGAAGGGCAGAUCUUGGUGACGUGGCACUUUUGCUGCAUGUGACACUUUUCCUGGCUCGCAUCAAUGCUCAGAUUAGGUGUCCGACCCCAGGACGGGCUGUCUGGUCAUUUUUUGGUCCUCUGCUCCCCAAACAGAAGCUCUUUAAUAGUUGACUCCCUGCAGCAGAGGAAGAUGUACUUCCCAUUUGCAGUGCUGUUUGCCUUUGUCAUUUCGGAGCUCACCUAUUUGGAAGGUCUCUUCCUCAGCUUCCCUUCCCCCUCCUCUUUCCCGCUGUCAAACUCUUCUGCCAAAAACAAAAAUAGCUUCUGAUUUUUCAUUUGUAAGGCAUCCAUGUCCUAGUAAAACUUUGGCAUCUGAGGUAUGUGCAGUGCCAUUGGCUGGAAAUGGGGCUGCACUGUUGUGCGUAUUGCAGGAAUUCCGUCAGGCCGGCUCCAGGAGGUGUCAGUGCCUGUCAGGGCUGAGUGCUGUGACAGGAGCCAUGAAGAAGCCCUACUUGAACCGGAUCAGGCCUGCAUGGUUGUGUGGUAUGCAUGGCCAGUGUGGACUUGGCAUGGUAUCCUGUUCAAACUUCAGGUGCUCUCUCACACACCCCCCCCCACACACACAGAAUCUUGAUGGGGCAGUUGCCCUGUUUUGGGCACUUUUAUAAGGGAGACAGGUUCUGGGCCUCUGGAGACAGCCUGGUGCUUGUCCGUCCUUCUAUAGAGAGAUUGUGCUGGAUUAAUGUGAGGCAAAACUUUGGCCUUGGGACCAGAGAACUUCACGAUAAGGAAUAGAUUCCUUUUGUGUUCUUAUGCUCUCAAGUAUCCCUCUGACAGUGGUGUAUUAAACACUCAGGGCCCUUGGAGCGGAGGAGAUUGGUGGCACGGGGAAGGGGCUGGGGCUCAGCUUGGCAGGGGUAGGUCAUGGUGUUGAGAUGGGACUCAGGGUAGAGCAACCCCCAAGAUUGGCCUGGGAAGGGCAUCCUCCAGUCAGGGCACAAGGUGCCUGCUGAGUCAGCAGUCUCUUGGUCUUUGCCACCUGACCCCUUCAAGGUGUGUGACUCUGAGCCCCAUUCCGGGAUACUGCAGGGUUGUAAAGGGCAGGGGUCCAGGGCCCAGCAUCUGAGAGCCUGGACCCCUCUACUCCCCAGGGGGGUGAGCAGGGUUCUGUGGUUUGGACAAGGCCUUGGAUUACCCUGGGUUCCAAGUGAUGCCAGUAACAUGCCCAAUUCCACAAUGCCCAGAAUUCCCUUUGCUAAGAGGCACAGGCCAACUCCAUCAGCACGGCAACCAGCUCAGAUACUCCCCACCUUGCAUGGGCAACUAUCAUGACGAGGGCUCUGUGAGACUUGAGCUAUAUAUAGCCUUGAUGUCUUGGAUCCAGCAGAAUCAGGGAUUAUUUGAACCAGAGGGUUCCUUGCCACUUUCUUGUCCAGUUCCCUCGUUUUACAGAUGAGGGCCCAAAGCCCAGAGGGUGACAGUGACUUGUUUUCACAAGGUCAGGAUUGAUUGGGAACUGGAAUGCAAAGCCUCCUGAGCCCUUGCUCCUGGCUGCCUGGGGAAGGCAGGAAGGGGAGUCUCUCCCAAUUUAAAUCUGUAAUAACGCCAUAACCUUUCAGAGCUGAUGAUUACCCGCGUCUUCCCAGGUCUUUCUGUGAAAGCGGCUUUCCCUGCUCACGCUCCUGAGCCCCCUCGGAACUUGGCAAUUUGUCAGGCUGUGGGCAACAUCUAGCAGCCCCGCCACCUUGCCAUGUGCUGGGCACCCUCCCCACGCAGGUCAGGAUUCAGAUUAACCAGGCCUCCUCCCCGCGGUGGUGGUUGGUGGUAGUGGUGGUGAUUGC